AUGAAAUUUAUAUCUCUUAUUUUAAUUGUACUAAUUGCCUCCAACUCUGUCAAUGCUGCUAGUAGCUAAAAUAAUCUUAGUUCUUGCAUUUUAAGCAUAAACAGCCCUUGUACUGCUUCAGUUGUUUCCUCUGAUCCUCAAUGUUCCGCUAAUUUAGCUUACUAUGGAGUAUGUAUCGGAGCAUGCGGAGUUACUGAUAGUAUUUCUGACUAUUAGAAUUGUACUUCUUCAUGUAGUAGUAGUGAUCCUAAUUUGUCAAGCUAUGUUUAAUCUGUUUAAACAUGUAUCAGUAAAGCAUCUGGUUCACAUUUAAUAAUAUCAGUUAUUAUAUUAAUUUCUAUUUUUAUUUUAUAUUGA
Tetrahymena thermophila SB210 is the source of this 357-nucleotide messenger RNA. RefSeq lists its product as hypothetical. The record is from RefSeq and is a predicted model, not a curated record. The transcript has a single exon. Lineage: Eukaryota; Ciliophora; Oligohymenophorea; Hymenostomatida; Tetrahymenidae.